ACCCCCAGCCAAUGGAUGGCGGCAGCGCUAACCCUGUCCACCAAUAGGGAGACAGCAGAUAAGCGUGGGCGGCUGCUUCCUGGAGACCACAGGUAUAGAAGGGAGAGCUGCGCCCCUGGCCGAUCAGCUUCCGAAGCUUGCAGGAUGAAUGUGGGAGUAGCACACAGCGAAGUAAACCCCAACACUCGAGUGAUGAAUAGCCGGGGCAUCUGGCUGGCCUACAUCAUCUUGGUAGGACUCCUGCAUGUGGUGCUACUCAGCAUCCCCUUCUUCAGCAUUCCUGUUGUCUGGACCCUGACCAACGUCAUCCAUAACUUGGCCAUGUAUGUCUUCCUACAUACGGUGAAAGGGACACCCUUUGAGACCCCUGACCAAGGAAAGGCUCGGCUACUGACACACUGGGAACAGAUGGACUACGGGCUCCAAUUUACCUCUUCCCGCAAAUUCCUCAGCAUCUCUCCUAUUGUACUCUACCUCCUAGCCAGCUUCUACACCAAGUAUGAUGCUGCUCACUUCCUCAUCAACACAACCUCAUUGCUCAGCGUACUGCUGCCUAAAUUGCCCCAAUUCCAUGGGGUUCGUCUCUUUGGCAUCAAUAAAUACUGAGAGAUGGGACUGGGGACAACAUUGGAACAAAAGGCUGUAACAUCUUUCCCUUCUCCAUACUGUCUUCCUUUUCUUGGAAGCCUGAGAACUAUACAACUGUUCCAAAACUCCCAGGAUGAGAACUGGUUGGAAAAUGGGGCUCCCUGGGAGUAGCCCUGCUAGCAGGCUUCUUUGAAUCGGGAAAGGCAGAUGAGGUAAGGGACAAAUCACUCCCCUCCACAGGAGGCCAUGUUUGGGCAGCUUGUUUGGUUUUCCCAUGUCUUCCACCCCCACUACCUCCAGCUCUGUUUUGCUGUGUAUUUCCCUCAUAAUAAAGGUCAUUUUUUUUUUCCA
Messenger RNA from Myotis myotis, 939 nucleotides. It is a transcript of the gene ORMDL2, whose product is annotated as ORMDL sphingolipid biosynthesis regulator 2. NCBI's taxonomy places the organism in Eukaryota, Metazoa, Chordata, Mammalia, Chiroptera, Vespertilionidae. The record is from RefSeq and is a predicted model, not a curated record. Gene Ontology annotation, cellular component: endoplasmic reticulum membrane. Gene Ontology annotation, biological process: ceramide metabolic process; intracellular sphingolipid homeostasis; negative regulation of ceramide biosynthetic process.